CCCCCUCCACUCCGCACCUUGCUGCUGAAUCGUACACACAAGCGUCGCAUCACAACGUUAUUCCGCAAAAUUCCAAAAAACCUUAAAAAUGUGCCCGUAACACCUAAAAAUGUGUACUCCAUUGAAGAAUCUUUCGCUAGUGCAUUGAAUAGUGAGCACGAAUCGUCGAAAUGGCGGUUGGAACAACCAAAGUCGUCCAAGUGACGAACAUCGCACCCCAGGCCACCAAGGACCAGAUGCAGACACUGUUUGGUUACCUGGGGAAGAUUGAGGACAUUCGGCUGUAUCCAACCAUCCGGGACGUUGCUGUACCAGUUCAGUCCAGAAUUUGCUACAUUAAAUUUCAUGAUCACGGGUCAGUUGCUGUUGCCCAACACAUGACUAAUACCGUGUUCAUUGACAGGGCUCUGAUUGUCAUUCCUUAUCAGAAUGGAGAUAUUCCUGAUGAACAGAGGGCACUGGAGCUCACUAAUAAUGGCACUGUCGUUCCAGGUUUAUACCCAUCCGAGCCGAAGCUACCUCCCAACGUGGUGAACUCGAUCGAGGGAAUCCCUCCAAACCACGUGAUAAUGACAAUGGACCCCAAACUGGAAUCAAACGGUCUGCCCCCGUACCCGAACCUGCCAGGUCACCUGGACAGUCGCAGAAUCGAGGAGAUUCGUCGUACCCUGGUGGUGGCGAACCUGGACUCGUCAGUCUCAGUCGAUCAGCUCCUGGAGUUCUUCGUCUCCAACGGCGUGGAGAUAAAAUACCUCCGUCUGUGCACCAGAGACUCUGACACAGACCAUUACGCCCUGAUGGAGCUCAACGAGCAGUCCCAGGUGGUGAAUGCCCUGCUGCUGAACGGGAAAAUGCUGGCUGAUAAGCCGAUUAAAUUGUACCACUCGACCCAGGCGAUAGCCAAGCCCGAGGCCAAGAGUAACGAGGCAGCUCAGAAGGAGAUCGAGGAGGCAAUGUCGAGGGUUAAAGAGGCCCACAACCUGAUAUCCGCAACAAUUGACCCAAUGAUCGGGAUGUUAGCCAAGGACAAGAGGAGCAGAAGUGGCUCUCGAGGGAGGAAAACGAGGUCGAGGUCACGUGGACGCAGCCGAAGGUCUCGAUCGAGGAAAAGAUCGAGAUCCAGGCACAGGAGAUCACGCUCUCGACAUCGUCAUCGCUCCAGGUCACGCUCCAAGCGCUCUCGAUCGAAGGAGCAUCGACGCAAGUCACCCUCCAGACGCAGGAGUACCUCCAGGGUAAGGCACAGGUCGAGAUCCAGAUCCAGGAGCUCGAGGUCCCGCAGAACUAGAUCGAGAUCGAGGGAUCGAAAGAAGAAGUCGCCGAGGAGAAAGUCCAGGUCGAGAUCCAGGAGCAAGAGAUCGAAAUCCAAGUCGAGAAAGAGGUCUAGGUCCAGAUCCAAGACGAGAUCUUCCAAGUCCAAGUACUCGGAGAAGUCGAGGGACAGGGACAGAGAUAGGGAUAAGGAGAGGAGGAGCAAGGAUAAAUCCGAGAGCAAUGGCAGGAAGAGCCAUGAGAAGGACAGGGAUAGAGAUAGGGAUAGGGAGAGGGACAGAGACAGGGAUAGAGACAGAGAUAGGGAUCGGGAUCGGGACAGGGAGAAGAGCGAGAGGAAAAAGGAGAGACGCGAUAAGGAGAAGGACAGAAGGUCUGAAGAGAAUCCUGGGACCUCACGUGCUGGAUCUGAUUAUAGCGAUGGCAAGGACAAAAAUGACGACAAUUGAGGGACAAUAUUUGACACGAGAAGAAAAAUCACUAGAACUCCUCAGUUCUACCUUGAUAUAUAUUGGACAAUGCAAAAAUACAGAAUGAAAAAAAUGAUGUGAACCCCUCACGUAAUGCAGUCCGAAAGAAUUUGAUUAAAUAGUAGAGUUCAAUUCUCUUCCCUGGAUGAGUCCGUCGAAUUACUCCAUGUUCUGUCGACGAGGAAGCAGCAGGGGCUUCUCUUCACUUUCCAUUGCGUGGUUCGAGUGUCUGCAGAUGUAAAAUAUUUCCAUCAAACUAUUUUCUCCUUCGUUUAAACUGGAGAAACUCACCCAGGAUCCAUUACAUUGUAGUAAUAAACGUCGUCAUAGUGAGGUAUCUUCACAGGAAUGUAACCCACACGGAGUAGAUCCUUCUGCGCCCUUUUAGCUGUUGACCGACGUUUCAGCAGUACCUUGUGAAUUUGAUAUCAAAUUAAGAAAACAUUAUGUGCAUGAGAAUGUGUGCAGUUGAAGGGACAUUUGUGCUGAGUUAAUUUACCAAUCCGUCGUCUUUAUCAGGAAAAUUUUUUGACAUUCUGCCAAGUUCCAUCGAUCCAUCUUUAUUAUUUCUAUCUCUCAUGUAAUCCAACUCAUUUGCUCCUAUAAAACAUUCAAUGACAUUGUGAA
Molecule: messenger RNA, 2369 nt
Organism: Diachasma alloeum
Lineage: Eukaryota; Metazoa; Arthropoda; Insecta; Hymenoptera; Braconidae
Gene: Srp54
Product: probable splicing factor, arginine/serine-rich 7
Exons: 3
Coding region: 171-1721 (516 amino acids)
Cellular component (GO): nucleoplasm
Molecular function (GO): RNA binding
Source: RefSeq, a predicted model, not a curated record